AUGAGCGGCGAAGACCGGUGGAGCAAAGCGUCCUCGUCACGCGCAUCGGCCGGAUCCUCCAGCUCGAUCUCGUCAUCGUUCCUAGGUCUCAAAGCCGAACUGGAACGAAGCAAAGCAACUUCCUCCUCGCUCGCCUCUUCGUCCUCGAAACGCAAACCAGACGACCUCGAUCGACCGUCUCGACGGAAACUCUCUUCCGCCUUCCUCGCACCACCCUCCUCUGACAAAGACAAAAGGCUCAAAGCUGCCACCGAUCACUCCUCCUCUUCCAAGCGCUCUUCUUCUUCUUCUUCGUCAUCCAACGAACCUUCGACAUCGCAACUCGAACGGAUCAAACACAAUCUCGAACGAAAAGCGCGUAUCUACUCUCAACUCGAAUCCGGCAAAUUCGGCGGAUUCACCAGCGCCGAGCUGAAGGAAGGCAGCAUCGACUGGGAUCGGAAACGGUCUCAACCGCCGAUACGAGCUUUGACACCUUCUCCACCCUUGAUAGAGGACAGGGACGAACGCCAGGUCGAGUACGUUGAUGAGUUCGGUCGGACGAGGAGGAGCAAACUGAGCGAGGUUCCAAGGGAGCUUCUGCCGAAAGAGUACGGUGGUGAUUUGGAAGAAGAGGAUGAGGGGCAGGAGGAGGAUAAUGCGAUCUAUGGUCCAAGUACGAGUUUCCCAGUGUACAAUCCGGAGGUUCAUCGAAGAGAGAGAUAUGCGAAAGAGGAGGAAGCGAGAGGGAAAAGGCACUUCGAUCCUGAUUUUGAUAGGAGACAUCGUGGUGCUGCAUUCUAUCGAUUCAGCGACAAGGAGGAUGAACGCAAAGUGCAGUUGGAUCAGCUGGCAGAGUUGCGCAACGAGACGAGGAGGAACAGGAGCGAGAUCGAGUAG
Messenger RNA from Pseudozyma hubeiensis SY62, 879 nucleotides. RefSeq lists its product as hypothetical. Gene Ontology annotation, cellular component: nucleus. The transcript has a single exon. NCBI's taxonomy places the organism in Eukaryota, Fungi, Basidiomycota, Ustilaginomycetes, Ustilaginales, Ustilaginaceae. The coding region runs from base 1 to 879 and encodes 292 amino acids. The record is from RefSeq and is a predicted model, not a curated record.